UCGUUUUUGUGUCUCUACCUCGCGAGGAAGAAAAUUUUCAACAGAGCAGGAAACAGAGUUGAAACAGAAACAGAAAGAGAAACAUUUGCCAGCCGGCCGGCCGGUUUUUCAUCAUUUCUGAUUGAGUGUUGCUGUUGAUUUCUGAUUUCUGAUUGUGUGUACGUGUUUGUUGUCUGUUGUCGCCAUCGAUUGUAGUUUCAACCGCUGAACGCUCGUAGCUCGAAGCUGAACGAUCACCACCGCUCUCAAAUGGUCACCAUGGAGAACAGCGACGAGAUUCUGCAGAUCCUGGAGCGCUUCACCCGCCUAAAGCAAAAGGAGAUACCCAAAGAGCUGGAGGACUAUCUGCAAUAUGUCGCUAAGACCGGUGACACCAUCUUCAAGUGGUCCAGCCUCAAGUAUCUGUUCCGCGAGAAGCUGCUCAACGUCAUCAAGCACUUCAACGAGGAUUCGCCGCGAUUGGAAGAGAUUCCCAACUAUCCGAACGUGGAUCCCUUUAACUAUGAGACCAUGAAGUCGACGCUUUUGGAGCGCCUCGAUCUAUUCAACGCUGCCCCGUUCACCGUGCAGCGGUUGUGUGAGUUGCUGAUCGAUCCCCGGAAGCAGUACUCGCGGAUUGACAAAUUUAUGCGCGCCCUGGAGAAGAACAUACUGGUUGUCAGCACCAUCGACCCGGGUCGCAAGCGCACGGAGAGCGAAAACGGCGACUCCCUGGACUCUGUGGUCAACGGCGACCUCUCGCUGGAGGUCAACAUCGACAUCGAGAUGGAGAACGAGGCCUCGUUCAACAACGGCAAUGCCGAGGAGGGCUCCGCCCCCAGUUCUGGGUCUGGCGCCCUCAAGGCAAGCUGCCCCCGAUCCGAGGGAGGUCCCCAGCCCAAGGCAAAGAAAGCCAAGCUGGAGUUCGAGGGCGAUGAGGAGGCCGCCGAUGCCUCCAGCAAGAAGAGCGACAAUGACGAGACUGAUGCCCGCCAGGAGGCGGCCGAGAUCGAAGAGCCUGACGAGGAGAUCGAGGAAGCCGAGGACUUGAAGACCACCAAGCAGUCUCUAAACGGAGCCAAGCAGGGGGAGAGCAGCCCAGCUGCUGCUGCCGAGGACGACGACUCCAGUGCCUCGCCAGAGGCCGAAAAAGAUACCGCCGAUGAAGAGAUGGAAAAGGAGCCGAAACUCGAUGAGAAGGAGCAGGAUAAGGAGGAUGAAGUGGCCGAGCCGCUGAAGAAGAUCGUUGAGAAGCAAGAAACCGAAAAGGCAGAGAAGUUGGAGAAGCAAGAAGAGAAACUGUCUGGAAAGCCAGCUAAAGAUGACGCUCCUGCCGAUGAGAAGUCCUCCAAAGCUGAGGCUGACAAGGACAAGGAGGAAGCAGUAUCUCCUGAUCCCGAGGAGAAGACCACAGAUGAGAAAGAAACAGCCGAACCAGCCGAGAAGCAAGCUGAGGCACUAGAAAAGGAUAAGGAGACCCAGGCCGAGGCCAAGCCAGAAGCCGAAUCCAAGGAGAGCAAAUCCGAAAAGACUGAGACUGAGUCGCCGGCCAAGGAGCCGCAAAAGAAGGAGAGUCCGGAGAAGGACGAGCCAGAGGAGAAGACUGCCGAGCCGGCAGCCGAUGCCGAUAAAAAGGUAGACCACGAUAAGACUGCCGAUGAUGCCAAGGAGGAGCCAGAGAAGGAAACAGCAGCUGUCCCCGAAGAUGUGGCAGACGCUGAUGCCGCUGAUGCUGCCACACCAAAAUCUCCGGUGGCAGCUGCUGCCACCGAAUCAGUUUCAACGCCGCCGCCUGUUGCAGAAGCAGCUGCCGUCGCCGUCGCCGCCGCCACCGCCGUCGAAGCUGAGGGUGAGGGUGUGGAUGAUGCCGAGCCAGCUGCCGUAGCUGGGGCUGUCACUCCGCCAGCAUUGGCAUUGAACGAUCAGCCCAUGGAGGACACCCCCGCCGAGGAGGAGGCACGCGACGAAGAGGUGGUUAUGGCCGAUAGCGCUCCGCCACCGGCCUCCGCCGAAAUGGCCACAGACGACGUUGCCAAGGACGAGCCGGCCGCCAUGGAGGUGGACGACACCAGUCAGGAGGUAAUGGACCAGUAGACACUGCACGUCGAUAGCGGCGACUUCAACUACAUUCAACUACUACUCCAUAUUACUUAGCAUUGUAAGUCAAGCGCCCAUCCCGCGGGUACCAUAGAUGUAAUCCAAUCCCCCACGCACCCCUCCGCCCCGAAUUUGAAGCCGUGAGAAUCUCUGCGGCGGUUUCGGGGCCCCACCACCACUCCCCCUUUGUAGGCGUAAGUUAAAAAGCAGUCAAGCCUAAGUUUAGAGUACUCUGUUGACUGUGUUUCGUGUUCCACCAAUCUGUGACCCCCUCGUUGGCCGCCCUCUAGUUUUGUGUAUUUAUGUAUUUUAAUUAAUAUGGAUAUUUUAUAGAAGAAACCCCCAGAGAUCCACAUCCGAUCAUAUACAUCUCGUGUUCCUAGUGUUCCUGUGCCUGUUUCCAGUUCCUUGUCCUGUUCCUGUUCCUGUUCAUGUCACUGUCCCUUGUAGCCCCCCUCCCUUGUUCACCUUUCCUUCGCCACUCUCAUGUAACUUUUUUUUUUUGGAUAAUCUAGUAGUAGUCUGCCUCCAGGCAGAUGUGAGCGAUUGAACCCACAAUAAAAAGUAUCUAUACAAAAAUAA
Molecule: messenger RNA, 2658 nt
Organism: Drosophila ananassae
Lineage: Eukaryota; Metazoa; Arthropoda; Insecta; Diptera; Drosophilidae
Gene: PPP4R2r
Product: serine/threonine-protein phosphatase 4 regulatory subunit 2
Exons: 3
Coding region: 250-2073 (607 amino acids)
Biological process (GO): protein dephosphorylation
Cellular component (GO): protein phosphatase 4 complex; nucleus; cytoplasm
Molecular function (GO): protein phosphatase regulator activity
Source: RefSeq, a predicted model, not a curated record